AGCAUACGUUAAACCAAGAUUGGUAAUGCCAUUUUAUGUAAUUGUGAAACAAAAGCAAUGGCAUAUGACUAAGCAGGCAAAGCCUAAAAUCAAAACAAAAGGGGCUGCACCGGCCAGGAGGCUUAGAGCGAUUAUACAGCGGAUUCCAUGCAUGAACCCUACUGUACCGGUCACUUCUAACAAAUGCUCACUCUCCCCUCAUAACUCUCGUUUUCCACUUGGAAACAUUCAAAUCUUCCAAUCAAAGCUCUCUUCAGCAUUUUCUCAGAGAAAAUAGCUGUAACAUCUUCUCCAACACCCCGCAUUAGCCAAAAUGAACUCCGAACUAAUUCAUAGAAACCAAACUACUUCAACACAACCGACUCCCACUCCACGAGGUAAACCUUCGAACCUCGUCAAAAACUCGACGGCCCCAUUUCGUUACAUGCUUCAGAAGCAGCGUUUGGUCUUUGUUCUUGUCGGUAUCGCCAUUGCUGCACUCUUUUUCAACGCUUUUCCUAUAUCAUCACCAUCACAGGAACCGAUUCAUGGUUUAAUUCCGGACCCGGUUUUGGCAUCCGAAUCCACCCAUGGUACUCGGAGAGUCCUAUACGAAGAAAACCCUGAGGCCUCACGACGCAGUAACGUUGCUGGCAAGGUGCCGCUGGGAGUGAAAGGGAAGAGCUUGAGGAUAUUGGUCACUGGUGGAGCUGGGUUCGUGGGAAGCCACCUUGUGGACCGUCUGAUAGGAAGAGGAGAUAGUGUGAUCGUGGUUGAUAACUUCUUUACAGGGAGGAAAGAGAAUUUGGUGCACCAUUUUGGUGAUCCUAGGUUUGAGCUCAUCAGGCAUGAUGUUGUUGAACCAAUUCUCUUGGAAGUUGAUCAGAUCUAUCACUUGGCUUGCCCUGCUUCUCCUGUUCAUUACAAGUUUAAUCCUGUCAAGACCAUUAAGACAAAUGUGGUGGGCACAUUGAACAUGCUAGGACUUGCAAAGAGAGUCGGUGCCCGCUUCUUGCUAACAAGCACCAGUGAGGUCUAUGGCGAUCCUCUGCAGCAUCCCCAGGUCGAGACCUAUUGGGGCAAUGUCAAUCCCAUCGGUGUAAGAAGCUGCUACGAUGAGGGCAAGCGCACUGCCGAGACCUUGACCAUGGACUAUCAUAGAGGCCUUGGCAUCGAGGUGAGGAUUGCUCGGAUUUUUAACACCUAUGGUCCACGCAUGUGCAUCGACGAUGGCCGUGUCGUCAGCAAUUUUGUGGCACAGGCUUUAAGAAAGGAGCCGUUGACUGUCUAUGGUGAUGGAAAGCAAACCAGGAGUUUCCAAUAUGUGUCAGACCUGGUGGAGGGUCUAAUGCGAUUGAUGGAAGGUGAUCACGUGGGACCUUUCAAUCUUGGAAACCCUGGUGAAUUCACCAUGCUUGAACUUGCUGAGGUGGUGCAGGAAACAAUUGAUCCCAAUGCAAAGAUAGAGUUCAGGCCCAACACAGAGGAUGAUCCGCACAAGAGAAAACCCGACAUCUCAAAGGCUAAACAGCUUCUCGGUUGGGAACCAACCGUGUCCCUCCGCAAAGGGCUUCCUCUCAUGGUCUCGGAUUUCAGGCAAAGAAUCUUCGGUGAACAGAAAAUGGGUGGUGCAGCCGCUCAAUGAUUGGAGAAAGGAAACACCUUUGGCCAUGGCUAUUUAUCAAGAGUGCUGCUUAAGUGAAUAAUAAAUUGGCAGCAGGGGAGAUUUUUUAUUUCCAUUUUUAGCUGAGAGUGAUAGAGCAUUAAUCCAAUUUUUGUCUUUGUACAUUACCUUCUCUACUAUUCCAUCCUUUGCUUCUCAA
This is a messenger RNA of Theobroma umbraticum, 1802 nucleotides long. Its product is annotated as UDP-glucuronic acid decarboxylase 2-like. Gene Ontology annotation, biological process: D-xylose metabolic process. Gene Ontology annotation, cellular component: cytoplasm. Gene Ontology annotation, molecular function: UDP-glucuronate decarboxylase activity; NAD+ binding. The record is from RefSeq and is a predicted model, not a curated record. NCBI's taxonomy places the organism in Eukaryota, Viridiplantae, Streptophyta, Magnoliopsida, Malvales, Malvaceae.